Molecule: messenger RNA, 6177 nt
Organism: Erigeron canadensis
Lineage: Eukaryota; Viridiplantae; Streptophyta; Magnoliopsida; Asterales; Asteraceae
Product: lysine-specific histone demethylase 1 homolog 3
Exons: 8
Coding region: 461-5803 (1780 amino acids)
Molecular function (GO): oxidoreductase activity; protein binding
Source: RefSeq, a predicted model, not a curated record
UUGGCCUAAAAUUACCCUAACACCCCAACCCCUCUUCCCAACACAAAAAAAAUUAUUUCUUUCGAGUCGGGCAUAUGUCAAGUUAUGUUUUUAUGAGAUACCCAGUUCCCCAAUUUCAAAAAUUUAACAACUUUCUAUAACAAUAGCUUGAAAAUCAGUUUAUAUUUGCUUGUGGAGACCUAAUUUCAUCAUUAUAAAGGCGAUUCUUUUAUAAUCUGUGCUACUGCAGGAUACCCAUUAAAGCUCAGGUCUGAUUGUUGCUCCUUUAGUGAAGUAAUUUAUAGAUUUUUUUUAUGGUUUGUUUUAUCUAUUUAUAGGCCAUAUACAUCUAUAGGUUACAUAUGUGUUGUAUAAUGCAGAGGUGUUGAAUUGUUUAGGAUUUUGAUAAAAAAGGGGUUUAGUUUUGUUUAAUUUUUUGUAUAGUGAGGUGUGAGUGAAUGCUUCGAUUAGUAUUAUUGUAAUGGAAUGUGGUGGUAAUGAAAGUGGAUCAAAUAAGGGGAUGUUAGAAAUUGGGAUAGGUAACGAAAUCGGGCUAGAUAAGGAAAUUGGGCUAGAUAAGGAAAUCAGGUUAGGGUUUGAUGUGAAUUGCGGUGGUAGUGGGAAGGAAAUUAGGGUUGAGAAAAUGGAUGUGGAGAAAGUAGGGAAAAAGAAAAGAUCGGUUGAAGUGAAAAAUGGGAUUGGUUCGGAAGAUGAGGAUGAGCCGAUUGGAUCGAUGUUUAAGGUGAAAAGUAGACGGAAUCCUAAGAAGGUGAAGGUGGAAAGGGAUGGAGGUGUUGUAGAUAAGGUUAAGAAGGUGGAAGUUGUUGGUGGUGAAGAUCGGGAUUUUGGUGGUAUGGAUGAUACAUUGGCUUUUUUUAAGAAGAAGUUGAAGGGACCGAAGAAGGAUUCUGGUUUUAGUACAAUUAAAGGGAGUGAUUUGGAUGUCAAUGUGAAGAUGGAUUGUGAUGUUAAGUUGACGAUGGCGACAAAAGGAAAGAGUGUUUGUGAAGAUGGAGUUGUUGAGAAUGUGAAGAAAGGGUUGAAAAGUAGCGGUAAAGAGAAAGUCAAGAGAUCUAGAAUUAAGACAUUGAAGAAGGCGGCUUUGGGUGAAAAUGUGAUGCAGAACGUUAAAGAGGGUAGUUUAGAAAAAAAGAAGAGGCCCAAAAGUAAGUCGGCUAAGAAGGAGGCUUUGGGUGGGAAUUUGGGACAAAAUGAUAGAGUGGGUACUUCGGACGACCAUUUAGAAGAUUCAUUAUCUGCUUUUCUUCUCAAGGCACAAUCUGGUUCGCAGAAAUCUCGGAAAACCGUCAAACAGAAGCAGGUUCAGACAACUCCAGCUUGUAUUGAUGGAAUGGAUAAAACAUUUAAUAAUGAUCCAGUGCACAAAGCGUGCACUGUUCCAUCUUUAACGGUUAAGAUUGAAGAAAAUGAAAAAUUAGCAGACGGAACUAUUAAAGAUUCAACUGAAUAUAAUGUUGAAGAGGAUGAGUUGAAAGUUUCAACUUCUGCAAUAGCAAAAUCGGUCCAUGAUUUUUCUGAGGUUGAUGUUCAGGGAACAAAGGUGGAAGCUUCAUGCUCUGACCAUGAGAACAGGCCAACUGUCGGGUUCAUAAUUAGCCCUAAGUUAGACACAGACCAAAAGAUUUCUCCAAGCUUGCUAGCCAACAACGAAGAUAUGAACCAGAGCUCAUACCCUGUUGGUGAGGUCAUCUUGGAACAGGAUCAAAAUGGCUCCCUUAGUCCUCAACCCAGUGAUUGUGACCAUGAAUUUAUUUCAGUUUCUUCACAAAAGGAGAAUGCAUCAGCAUCCAACGGUAGGUUAUCUCCAGUGUUAUUAACGGAAUGUGAUAAAUAUGAAAAUGGGGAUCAACAUGAAGCUUCUUCAAGUGACUCUGGAUCCAUGUCUGAUCAUGAAACAAAAUCCGAUAAGAAAUCAGCUGGCAAACGUAUCAUACGGCAGGCUAAAAGGCACAGGCAGGAAGAUAUGGCUUAUGAGGGAGAUGCUGAUUGGGAGACACUGAUAUAUGAACAACAUUUGUUUGCGAAUCAUCAAGAUGGAGACAAGUAUCAGCCAACUAAAACAAAGGGAAAACUCGAUUUCUUGCAAACUAUCUCUUUGGAGGCAGAAAAUGGUGGGGUUGCAGCUGUUUCAGUUGGAUUAAAAGCUCGUGCUGCAGGUCCCGUUGAGAAGAUGAAGUUUAAGGAACUAUUGAAGCGUAAAGGCGGGCUUCAAGAAUAUAUAGAGUGCAGAAAUCAUAUUCUACAUCUUUGGAACAAGGAUGUAACUCGGAUAUUACCUUUAUCAGAGUUUAAAAUAUCCGAUACAGCUAUAGAAAAUGAACAUCCACAAGCUUCUCUAAUUAGGGAUAUUUACUUGUUUCUGGACCAUUAUGGUUACAUAAACUCUGGAGUUGCUUCUAUAAAGGAGAUGUCAAAUGGGGGCGUGAAGCCCAAUUUUAGGCUUUCAGGAGAGGAGAAUGAUGGCCGAAAAUCUGGAGCUCCGGUUACCGAUUUGGAUGACGGAGUUUCCUUUAUUCUUGGCAGGGCCAAAAGCUGUGAUGUAUUGAUAUCUGAAAAUGAUGCGGCAACAGAACAUCCAGAUGUGAUUGUUCACAAAGAUGAGGGCGUUCAUGUGCCUGAUCCACCUGGCAAAUGCCUAGAAAUGAUCUGCCAUAGUGAAAAUUUACCAGAGUCUUCUGGUACUAGAGUAGCGAAUUCAGCUGGUCAAAAGGAGCCGACUGUGUGUUUGCAGUGUGAUGAUUCAGAAACAAGAAAGAAAAUUAUAAUAAUUGGAGGGGGUCCAGCUGGAUUAACAGCUGCUCGGCACUUGCAGCGUCAGGGUUUCCAUGUGACUGUGCUGGAGGGGCGAGAUAGAAUUGGUGGUCGCGUAUAUACAGACACGUCAUCCCUUUCAGUGCCAGUAGAUCUCGGGGCUAGCAUUAUCACAGGUGUUGAGGCUGAUGUCACUUCCCAAAGACGACCCGACCCAUCUUCAUUAGUUUGCGCACAGUUGGGCCUUGAACUGACUGUUUUGAACAGCGAUUGUCCUCUCUAUGACACUGUUACAGGCCAUAAAGUUCCUUCUGAUGUGGAUGAAGCUCUCGAGGCUGAAUACAAUAGCCUACUUGAUGACAUGCAAUUAGUUGUAGCCCAAAAGGGCGAUCGUGCAAUGAAAAUGUCUCUCGAAGAAGGUUUAAAGUGUGGACUUAAAGUUCGGCGUGGAAGAUCUGAUAAAACUAGUGCCGGUGAGAUCUUGAAUCCUCUUGAAAGGAGGGUCAUGGAUUGGCAUUUUGCUCAUUUAGAAUACGGCUGUGCGGCUUCACUACAAGAAGUAUCUCUUCCAUGUUGGAAUCAAGAUGACAUAUAUGGAGGAUUUGGUGGUGCCCACUGUAUGAUUAAAGGUGGUUAUGGUGCGAUUGUUGAUUCGCUUAAAGAUGGACUUCAUAUCCACCUCAACCAUAUGGUUACUGACAUUUGCUAUGAAUCACAAAAAAAGGUCAAAGUGUCCACAGCAAAUAGCAAGGAGUUCACAGGAGAUGCAGUUUUGAUCACUGUGCCACUAGGCUGUUUAAAAGCCGAAACCAUAAAGUUUUAUCCACCAUUACCUGAAUGGAAGUACUCUUCCAUCCAAAGACUUGGUUUUGGUGUACUCAACAAAGUUGUUUUGGAAUUCCCCGAAGUAUUUUGGGAUGACUCAGUUGAUUACUUUGGAGCUACUGCAGAAGAAACCGAUCAGAGGGGUUGGUGCUUCAUGUUUUGGAAUGUCAGGAAAACGGUUAAUGCACCUGUUCUUAUAGCAUUAGUGGUCGGAAAGGCAGCCAUCAAUGGUCAAAAUUUAACCUCAUCCGACCAUGUAAAUCACGCAUUAGUGGUUCUUCGAAAGCUUUUUGGGAACAGUGCGGUACGUGAUCCAGUUGCAUCUGUGGUUACAGAUUGGGGACGCGACCCUUUCAGCUACGGUGCUUACUCAUAUGUUGCUGUUGGGGCAUCCGGUGAAGACUAUGACACAUUGGGUCGGCCCAUCAACAACUGUUUAUUCUUUGCUGGUGAAGCCACGUGCAAGGAACAUCCGGAUACCGUUGGUGGUGCAAUGAUUAGUGGGAUGCGGGAAGCGGUUCGUAUAGUUGAUAUACUAACUACAGGAAAUGAUUUUACAGCAGAAGUAGAAGCUAUUGUGGCUGCAAAGAGGCAUUCUGACAGUGAAAGGAGUGAAGUUAGGGACAUUAUUAGAAGACUUGAUGCUAUCGAACUCACAAAUGUUCAUAAAAACUCUUUGCUACAGAAUAUGUUUUUUAGUGCGAAGAGUCGAUCCGGGAGGUUGCAUCUUGCUAAAGAGCUAUUGAAUCUUCCUUCUGAUGUUCUUAGAUCUUUUGCUGGAUCUAAAGAAGGGCUCGGUGUUCUCAAUUCAUGGAUGCUGGAUUCAAUGGGGAAAAAUGGGACCCAACUGUUGCGACAAUGUGUUCGUCUUCUUGUGCGUGUAUCUACGGAUUUACUUGCUGUCCGUCUUUCAGGUAUUGGUAAAACUGUGAAAGAGAAGGUUUGUGUUCAUACAAGCCGGGAUAUACGUGCUAUAGCGAGCCAGCUUGUUAGUGUAUGGGUUGAGAUAUUCCGAAAGGAGAAGGCGUCUAAUGGCGGUUUGAAGUUAUUGAGGCAAUCAAGUGCUGUAGAUGCUUCUAAAAGCAGAUCUCAUGCUGCUUCAGGGAAACCGCCUCUGCGUGCUCAUCUUACAUCAUCCGAGAAUAGAGCUAUGAAGGGUGUAUCUGUAAGCUCAUAUAAUCGAAAAGGGAAUGCUGCAGCUGUAACAAAGGCUGAAAAUAGACCAUCUAGUUCUCAAGGUUCAGCAGGAAGGCAAAAUUGUCAGGAGGAAGAUUACAUAGAUUUACCAAUGUCCGAAGAGGAACAAGCUGCUUUUGAUGCUGCAGAAGCCGCUCGUGCUGCUGCACUUGCAGCUGCCGAGGCAUAUGCAUCAUCUGGUGCCAAGAGCAGUACUCCCUUUCAGCUGCCAAAGAUACCAUCUUUUAACAAGUUCGCAAGACGGGAGCAGUAUGCACAAAUGGAUGAGUCUGAGUACCGAAAGAAGUGGGCUGGCGGUGUUACAGGGCGUCAAGAGUGUAUAUCUGAAAUCGAUUCUAGAAACUGUAGAGUAAGAGACUGGUCAGUCGAAUUUUCUGCGGCAGGAGUCAACCUUGAGAGUUCAAAAAUAACGGGUGAUAAUCGCUCACAGCGGAGCCACUCGAAUGAAAAUGCGGGCCCGGUGCAUUACAGAGAGCACUCAGGUGAAAGUGCAGGCAUUGACAGCAGCAUAUUUACAAAAGCAUGGGUUGAUAGUGCAGGUAGUGAAGGGUUAAAAGACCAUAGUGCCAUUGACAGAUGGCAAACUCAAGCGGCUGCUGCUGAUUCGGAUUUCUUCAAUAGGACUAAUUAUUUAAUGGAUGAAGAGGAUUCAAAUAUGAGCCUAAAACCGUCAAUUAACAGGCAUGAUGGUUUGGCGAAUGAGAGCUCGGCUUCUCAAGUUACUGUGAACAGGGAGUUAAUGGGUAACCAACCCCGAGGAGUAGAUAAGAUUAAAAAAUCUGUUGUUGAUUAUGUGGCAUCACUUCUUAUGCCUCUUUAUAAAGCAAGAAAAAUUGACAAAGAAAGUUACAAAUCGAUAAUGAAGAAAACAGCCACAAAGGUUAUGGAGCAGACUACAGAUGCAGAAAAAUUAAUGGCUGUAUUUGAGUUUCUUGAUUUUAAGCGCAAAAACAAGAUAAGAGCAUUUGUGGACAGGUUAAUCGAGAGGCAUAUGGCUAUGAAGACAGAUGCCAAAUCUGGAUGUUCCUGAAGAUCAGCCUGUGAUAUCUCUUUGUUCACAACUUAUAUGACAAAUAUAAUCUUAAGCUGCUGUUGGACUCAUAUGUUCAUCCACAUUUUAUAAGCCCUCAAAAAGUCACCAAAAGAGAAGUGAAACGAAAGAGAUGUUGUGUUAGAGUCACAUACACCAUCAAUAGUGGAAGUUAUCUCUCCCUUUUAGUAUGGGUUCUUUGCAGUUCAAAAUGUAAUCUAGUUAGGAAGUGAAAACCCAUUUUCUGUCUUUUACAGAAACGUUAGAACAAAUUUUCCCUUUAUCUUUCAUGAAACCUGUACAGGUUAGAUUGACCUUGUGGCAACAAAGAUUAUACAAGACAAUUUUCUCAGAAAAGAAACUUCCUUUUUGUU